Molecule: messenger RNA, 396 nt
Organism: Dioscorea cayenensis subsp. rotundata (Guinea yam)
Lineage: Eukaryota; Viridiplantae; Streptophyta; Magnoliopsida; Dioscoreales; Dioscoreaceae
Product: ethylene-responsive transcription factor ERF096-like
Exons: 1
Coding region: 1-396 (131 amino acids)
Biological process (GO): ethylene-activated signaling pathway; regulation of DNA-templated transcription
Molecular function (GO): DNA-binding transcription factor activity; DNA binding
Source: RefSeq, a predicted model, not a curated record
AUGGAAGAAGGUGAAGGCUCUUCUGUGAAAGCUAAGGAAGGAGAAGUCAGGUUUAGAGGAGUAAGAAAGAGACCAUGGGGAAAAUAUGCAGCAGAGAUAAGGGAUUCCAAUAAGCAUGGAGCUAGGAUUUGGCUUGGGACUUUCAACACUGCUGAAGAGGCUGCAAGGGCUUAUGAUAAGGCUGCCUAUGCUAUGAGAGGCCAACUAGCUGUCCUUAACUUCCCUGAUGAAGUUAGUUUAAACUUCCCUUCUUUUUCAAUGCCAACUUCUCCUACUGUGCAUGUGGAGAGUGAGUCAAAAGAGAGUGAGAAACAAGUGUUUGAGAUUGAGUAUUUGGAUAAUAAGCUUUUGGAGGAGCUUCUUGAGUUUGCAGAGAAGAGUAAAAAGGAGUCUUGA